Molecule: messenger RNA, 897 nt
Organism: Purpureocillium lilacinum
Lineage: Eukaryota; Fungi; Ascomycota; Sordariomycetes; Hypocreales; Ophiocordycipitaceae
Source: RefSeq, a predicted model, not a curated record
AUGGGCGGCAAGACGUGGUCCCGCGAGGAGGAGCUCUACUUUUGGCGCACAGUCGUUCCCCUCUCGCCAAAGGCCGCCGCAAACCCCCCGGCACCCGCCGAAUGGUCUCAGCUCGCCGCCAACAUGCAGGAGCACUUUGGCCAGAACGCUCGACGUAAAUACACGUCGCUGAUGCUUUACGAGCACUACUUUCAGAACAUCACGACCAGGCACUUUUCGCCCAAGUCGGUCGACCUCGUCCGCGAGCACAUUCAGGAGCUCGUGGCCAACGGCAAAGACCCCGAGGAGAUGGCCAAGGGUGGCGACAAGCCCAAGAGGGCGGGCAAGAGAAAGGCACCUGGAGGCUCGAGCGGCGCCCGCGGCAAGCAGACGCCGAACAAGAGGACUGCAACUGAAGCCCAGUCGCCGUUGGCACAGUCCGCGGGCCCUGCCGCCACGAACGCGGUGCAGGCACAGGCACCUACCGCACCGAUGAACAACAACGCAAGCCAGCACGGCGUUGCGAACAAUGCAUAUGCUGUUCCCCGGCAGCAAUAUUACCCGCCCAUGGUCCAGAUGCCUGGCUCGACGCACAGCCAUCCCUCGGCGGGCAGCACCAGUCACCAACUUCAGAAUUUGCUGGUGGCCGCCCAAGCUCCAUUCCCGCAGCACAAUUCCUUCGCACAGAACGCGCCCCGGUAUGACACGCCCACCACGCCUCCUGGCCACGGCGACUCUUCCGGACACGGGCAUUUCAACGAUGUUAAUUGGGGAAACAGUAUUGGCCGCGACUCGGGCUACGCGUCGGGCGCAUCGUCGAGCCACGCUGCAUCGCCGAUGGCCCACGCGACAACCCAGGGCGGUUCCAGCGCCUCCAACGACACUGGCUACUCAUACUAUGGCGUGGAGGAAGCCUAG